This is a messenger RNA of Ficedula albicollis (Collared flycatcher), 4918 nucleotides long. It is a transcript of the gene ATP2B2, whose product is annotated as ATPase plasma membrane Ca2+ transporting 2. Gene Ontology annotation, molecular function: PDZ domain binding; ATP hydrolysis activity; ATP binding. The transcript is spliced from 21 exons. Gene Ontology annotation, biological process: regulation of cytosolic calcium ion concentration; calcium ion transmembrane transport. Gene Ontology annotation, cellular component: postsynaptic density membrane; intracellular membrane-bounded organelle. The record is from RefSeq and is a predicted model, not a curated record. Bases 734 to 4378 code for a protein of 1214 amino acids. NCBI's taxonomy places the organism in Eukaryota, Metazoa, Chordata, Aves, Passeriformes, Muscicapidae.
AAGGCUUUCCUGAGGUGCGUGGUGUAAUAAUUAAGAUCUCUGACAGAUAGGCUUUCAUUUAUUUAUUUGUUUAUUUAAUCAAAAGAAGAAUCGGCUCCCAAUGCACCGAAUGCUGCAUGGGAAAGCUUUCUGCCAUUCACGAGGCGCCCAGGGCUUUAAGAGAGCGCCCAGGAUUCCGGGAGUCAUUUCCGAUUAUGUAAAGGGAGAUUCUGUGCGUUUGAUCCGUGCCUGCGGCGCUGGCAGCUCCUGUGCCCCGCGCUCCGGGCAGCAGCGAGCUCUGCCCCAGCUCCCAGCUCGCCACUCCCUGACUUUUAGGUUGCCCUCUCCGAGCAUCGCCCGGGCUCCCAGCGCUGCCGGGGCCAUGGCUGUGGCCAGCCCCGGGGCUGUGCCACCAGCGGAUGCUUAGCCCGCUGCUCCCCAUCCCUGCUGCAAGGUCCAGAGGAAGAAAUGACCAUGUAGAUUCUACAGCUUGGGUGCAGCAUAAUGGGCAAUGGUGAAUGGAGUGGAGCUGGUCUGCAGCCUUGAGAGCAGCCGUUCUGUGACCUCCAGCCAGCCAGGGACACCCUCCACGCCAGGCGCAUCCUCCACGCCGCUCGCCGGACACUCGCGGGACCCUUUUUAACCUCCCACGUCGGAAUUCAAGGUUCCUCUCCGCCGGUUUUUUUUUUUUUUUUUUUUUACAGUUUUGAGGUUGUGUCAGCUGCAACGAGCGGAGCAAUAGAGCCAAGCCACGAUGGGUGACAUGACAAAUAGCGAUUUUUAUUCCAAGAACCAAAGAAAUGAGGCCAACCAUGCAGGAGAGUUUGGGUGCACGCUGCAGGAACUGCGCUCCCUCAUGGAGCUCCGAGGGACAGAAGCAGUAGUAAAAAUUAAAGAGACUUAUGGGGAAACAGAGGGGCUCUGCAGACAUCUGAAGACAUCACCAACAGAAGGAUUAGCUGGCACUGCUGCAGACCUAGAAAAAAGAAAGCUUAUUUUUGGAAAAAAUUUUAUACCUCCAAAGAAGCCAAAAACAUUCAUACAGCUAGUUUGGGAAGCCUUGCAGGAUGUGACUCUUAUAAUCUUGGAAAUUGCAGCCAUCAUAUCUUUGGGGCUUUCGUUUUAUCAGCCACCUGGAGAAGGGAAUGAAGGGUGCGGCACUGCAACAGGGGGAGCUGAGGAUGAGGGGGAGGCCGAAGCUGGCUGGAUCGAAGGCGCUGCCAUCCUGCUGUCUGUCAUCUGUGUUGUGCUGGUCACUGCCUUCAACGACUGGAGCAAGGAGAAGCAGUUCCGGGGGCUGCAGAGCCGCAUCGAGCAGGAGCAGAAGUUCACCGUGGUGCGAGGGGGACAGGUCAUCCAGAUCCCCGUGGCUGAGAUCGUGGUGGGGGACAUUGCUCAGGUGAAAUACGGUGACCUUCUACCUGCUGAUGGGAUCUUUAUCCAAGGAAAUGAUCUCAAAAUCGAUGAGAGCUCUUUGACUGGAGAGUCCGACCAGGUCCGCAAGUCGGUGGACAAGGACCCGAUGCUGCUGUCAGGCACCCAUGUCAUGGAGGGCUCUGGGCGGAUGCUGGUGACUGCUGUGGGGGUGAAUUCUCAGACUGGCAUCAUCUUCACUCUGCUGGGAGCUGGGGGAGAAGAGGAGGAGAAGAAAGACAAGAAAGGCAAGAUGCAGGAUGGGAAUAUGGAGAACAACCAGAACAAAGCCAAGCAGCAGGACGGGGCUGCCGCCAUGGAGAUGCAGCCGCUCAAGAGCGCCGAAGGGGGAGAGGGGGACGACAAGGACAAGAAGAAAUCCAACAUGCACAAGAAGGAGAAGUCCGUCCUGCAGGGCAAGCUGACCAAGCUGGCGGUGCAGAUUGGCAAAGCAGGGCUGAUCAUGUCGGCCAUCACCGUCAUCAUCCUGGUGCUCUACUUCGUCAUCGACACCUUUGGGAUGCAGGGCCGGCCCUGGCUGGCCGAGUGCACCCCCAUCUACAUCCAGUACUUCGUCAAGUUCUUCAUCAUCGGCGUCACCGUGCUGGUGGUGGCCGUGCCCGAGGGGCUCCCGCUGGCCGUCACCAUCUCGCUGGCCUACUCCGUCAAGAAAAUGAUGAAGGACAACAACCUGGUGCGGCACCUGGACGCCUGCGAGACCAUGGGCAACGCCACGGCCAUCUGCUCGGACAAGACGGGCACGCUGACCACCAACCGCAUGACCGUGGUGCAGGCCUACGUGGGCGACGUGCACUACAAGGAGAUCCCCGAGCCCGACUCCAUCCCUGCCAAAACCAUGGAGCUGCUGGUCAACGCCAUCGCCAUCAACAGCGCCUACACCACCAAGAUCCUGCCACCAGAAAAAGAGGGCGGGCUGCCUCGCCAGGUGGGCAACAAGACGGAGUGUGGCCUCCUGGGCUUUGUCCUGGAUCUGAAGCAGGAUUACGAGCCCGUCCGGAGCCUCAUCCCCGAGGAGAAGCUCUACAAGGUUUACACCUUCAACUCGGUCAGGAAGUCCAUGAGCACGGUCAUCAAACUGCCCGACGGCAGCUUCCGCAUGUACAGCAAGGGCGCCUCCGAGAUCGUCCUCAAGAAGUGUUCCAGGAUCCUCAACGCAGCUGGGGAACCUCGCAUCUUCCGGCCCCGCGACAGGGACGAGAUGGUGAAGAAGGUGAUUGAGCCCAUGGCCUGUGAUGGGCUGAGAACCAUCUGUGUGGCUUUCAGAGACUUCCCCAGCAGCCCCGAGCCCGACUGGGACAACGAGAACGACAUCUUAUCCGACCUGACCUGCAUCUGUGUCGUCGGCAUUGAGGACCCAGUAAGGCCAGAGGUGCCAGAAGCCAUCCGGAAGUGCCAGCGAGCCGGGAUCACCGUGCGCAUGGUCACCGGCGACAACAUCAACACGGCGCGCGCCAUCGCCAUCAAGUGCGGCAUCAUCCACCCGGGAGAGGACUUCCUGUGCCUCGAGGGCAAGGAGUUCAACAGGAGGAUCCGAAACGAGAAGGGAGAGAUCGAGCAGGAGCGCAUUGACAAAAUCUGGCCAAAGCUCCGGGUGCUCGCUCGCUCUUCCCCCACGGACAAACACACUUUGGUGAAAGGUAUUAUUGACAGCACACAGGUGGAACAGAGGCAGGUGGUAGCUGUGACUGGGGAUGGAACCAACGAUGGACCAGCACUUAAAAAAGCUGAUGUUGGCUUUGCAAUGGGCAUUGCUGGCACGGACGUGGCCAAGGAGGCCUCUGACAUCAUCCUGACGGACGACAACUUCAGCAGCAUCGUCAAGGCCGUCAUGUGGGGCCGCAACGUCUACGACAGCAUCUCCAAGUUCCUGCAGUUCCAGCUCACCGUCAACAUCGUGGCCGUCAUCGUGGCCUUCACCGGCGCCUGCAUCACCCAGGACUCCCCCCUGAAGGCCGUGCAGAUGCUGUGGGUGAACCUGAUCAUGGACACCUUCGCCUCGCUGGCGCUGGCCACCGAGCCGCCCUCGGAGUCGCUGCUGCUGCGCAAACCCUACGGGCGCAACAAGCCGCUCAUCUCCCGCACCAUGAUGAAGAACAUCCUGGGCCACGCCGUCUACCAGCUCACCCUCAUCUUCACCCUGCUCUUUGUCGGUGAGAAAAUGUUUAAGAUUGACAGUGGGAGGAACGCCCCACUUCACUCUCCUCCUUCUGAGCACUACACCAUCAUCUUCAACACCUUUGUCAUGAUGCAGCUCUUCAACGAGAUCAACGCCCGCAAAAUCCACGGCGAGAGGAACGUCUUCGACGGCAUCUUCAGAAACCCCAUUUUUUGCACUAUUGUCCUGGGCACAUUUGCCAUUCAGAUAGUAAUUGUCCAGUUUGGAGGAAAGCCAUUCAGCUGUUCUCCCCUGCAGCUGGACCAGUGGAUGUGGUGUGUAUUUAUUGGAUUAGGAGAGCUGGUCUGGGGUCAGGUCAUUGCAACCAUCCCAACAAGUAGGCUAAAGUUUUUAAAGGAGGCAGGGAGGCUCACUGAGAAGGAGGAGGUCCCUGAGGAAGAACUCAAUGAAGAUGUUGAAGAAAUAGAUCAUGCAGAGAGAGAACUCCGACGUGGACAAAUCCUCUGGUUCCGAGGGCUCAACAGAAUCCAAACCCAGAUCCGCGUCGUGAAGGCAUUCCGUAGCUCUCUCUAUGAAGGUUUAGAAAAACCAGAAUCUAGAACCUCUAUUCACAACUUUAUGACUCAUCCUGAAUUUAGGAUAGAAGAUUCCCAGCCCCACAUCCCACUCAUUGAUGACACAGACCUAGAAGAAGACCCUGCUCUCAAGAAAAACUCGAGUCCACCGUCCUCGCUGAACAAGAACAACAGUGCUAUCGACAGUGGAAUCAAUCUUACAACUGAUACAAGUAAAUCAGCUACCUCUUCUAGUCCAGGAAGCCCAAUACAUAGCCUGGAGACAUCACUUUAGCUGAAAAGGUCACUGCAAAAAAAAAUAAAAAGAGAAAUAUAAAAAGUUAAAGUAAAAUAAAAUAAGAAACCCCACAGCAACCGAGAUAUAUAAAUAUAUAUAUUAAAAACAUUGCUGGCUGAAAAGCUGUUUGAACUCUUAUUCACUCUGAGACAAGUGAAUGAAUCGUUGAUCACAAUGGUUUUGGGGAAAGAAUGAAUGGCUGAUUUACAUACCCCCCGUUCCCUUUCAGAAAAACAAAAACAAAAAAAAAUCCUCCUGCAUGAAUGUACUGUACACUGCUGGCCCUUCUUUCUCUCUUUUUGUUUGUUUUUGUUUCCUUUUUGGUUUUUUCUUUUUUGUUUGUUUUUUUCCUCCUUAAGCAGGAACUGCAGAGGACUUCUUUCUGAGGCUAUUUAUCCAAUUCACUGGUCUGUGAGUUUUUGAAAUGCUUGUGUGGCAUGGACUCAAUUGUAUAGAUUAAUUUAAAUAACUUUUUUGAAGUUGCAAAGCUUAACUUGCACAGUAGAUUUGCACCAGUUGGACAGAGGAACUUAAACA